AUGCUGCUCUGCUCUGCUCUGCUCUGCUUUCUCAUUUUCCUUCACCUUGCUGUCUGCAUGACGCGGCCGUUCAUCCUCGCCCUCAUCCCCGCACCUUCACUGUGGGGUGGUAAUAGCGGGGACGAGGGCAAGCGAAUCUCCCACCAAAUGGCCUGGACGAUUCAAUUGCGAUGGCCGGGAGGUCAAGCGACGCGUGAGCUGGAAGCAGGAGGAGAGACUCCUGUCAAGUCUUUGAGAGCUCUAUGCAGCCAAGUAGCGGGAAUCUGCGAGGGCGAGCUGAUCAUCAAGGCGGGGUAUCCUCCUCGCAAAGUCUCCGAGGCAAGCAGCGCGUGCAAUGAGGAGGGAGGAAGAAACGCGGAGGUCUCGACCUGCUCUGCGCUCUUCAGUCUGAAGAUGCAGCAGGAAUUGAGCAUCGAGGCAGUAGGAAUCGUGAACAAGGACUCGUUGAUUGUUGACCGACAAGCGUCUGAGAACAAGUUGACUGAAGGCAAGCAAGCACCUAAGGCUAGAGGCGAAGGAAAGAAGAGGAAGCAGCUUGAACCGCAGGUGCUCUCCUCCCAGCACGAGCAGGAAGAGAGCAAUGAGAGCGAAGUCUAUCAGACGAGGAGCGGCAGGAGAACGACGUGCACGAGGUCUCCUCGCCUCCUCCAUGUCGAUGCGUCUCACUUGCUGGUCACACCUAGCGAGCGAAUGGCGCAGCAUAUGAAGGAGAUGAAGGAGCGUGAGGAAAAGCCAACCCCCCCGCGCAAGUGGGAGCAGGUGGGGAGGGUCGAUGAGAGUGCCCGCCUCACGGGGGAGCAGGGAGCCGCUUCGAAUCCUCGCAAGCGCAUGCCGGGCAAGGGACAACGACUGGACUCCUCCCUCGACUCCCCGACCCCUCAAGCCCCGGCAAGGCAAGAGCCUCAGCUUCCCGCCAUAAGCAUACUCCAGCUGACGGCGAGCUACUCGCGCUGGGAAGCGGUGGCUUCACCUUUGCUCUGGCGGUGGCUGAAAACGUCCUGGGCAGAUGUCAACGAGACGGAAGCGGCUCAGACGGCCAUGGCGGCAGAGCUGGUCAGCACGUUCGAGCCUGGGAAGAGCAAGAAUCCCCUGCGAGUCUCACUGAAGAAUGCGAGGGCUCAGCAGGGAGCGAUUGAGAUGGCGGCAGAUAGGAUCAAAGCUGUGCUGAAAGGGGACGUGAACUUCAUCGAGAAACAAGUUGACGGCAUGUCCGCCAGUGGCCCUGACAGGGGGAGGAAGGACCGUGACGAUCAUCGAGGUCGAGGAGGCGGCGGGCGCAUGUCGCUCAUGGGCCUGCAGGUUAUGACCUUCAUGCUGCGGGCGCUGCUACAGGACGAGGACAGCACGACGCGGGUCAACAUCAAACCGCACAACAUGGCCUGUGUGUCCCCACGCGUCUUUUGGAACAUCGUUCGCCAUUGCAAGGUCGGACCCAGCACCAGCUUCGAAGCUGCCUUCGCCUCCCUAGUCCCCGACGAGAAGUGGGACGUGAUCCUAUCGAGAAACCAGGUGGAGCAUCAGGAAGGCAAGUAUCGCUUCUAG
Guillardia theta CCMP2712 is the source of this 1542-nucleotide messenger RNA. RefSeq lists its product as hypothetical. The record is from RefSeq and is a predicted model, not a curated record. Bases 1 to 1542 code for a protein of 513 amino acids. NCBI's taxonomy places the organism in Eukaryota, Cryptophyceae, Pyrenomonadales, Geminigeraceae. The transcript has 13 exons.